Messenger RNA from Rubroshorea leprosula, 545 nucleotides. Lineage: Eukaryota; Viridiplantae; Streptophyta; Magnoliopsida; Malvales; Dipterocarpaceae. The record is from the annotation of a GenBank genome assembly.
AAGAGCUCUUGCAAGGAAGAUGGUUGACGAAGCUAAUUUAGAAAAGGUUGCUUUGGAAAAUCGUGUUGAAAAUAUGGAAAAUACUUUGAAGGAAUUGAUGGCUUCCUUCCAAUCUCUUCAAGCAACCUUAGUCACAAGGGCACCUUUGACAACAAAUCCUUUAUUUGAUGGAAAUGUUUCUGUGGCAAAUCUCCCUAUCACCACAUCUACUCUUGGAAAGGAGCCAAUGUCAUCUUGCCCACCAAAUCCAACUAUUGGUGGAACUUCUGGGACAAAGCCAUUUGUUCUAAAUGCUGGUGUUGCUACAGUUUAAUCUAAUGAUCAAGAAGAGACUCAAGUUGUCAAGUCAAUUACAGAGGAUGAAGACAAGGCAAUUAAAGCGAAGGUGCAAUUGAUGGAGGAAACACUAAAAUCGAUGCAAGGUGUCCAAACCAAUAAACCGGUUGACAUCUCAUCUUUGUGCUUUUUCCCAAACAUUCAAUUGCCCCAUAAGUUUAAAUUGCCUGAGUUUGAUAAGUACAAUGGCACUGGUUGUCCUUAUGCCC